GAAGGUUCCAAGUAGUCCAGGUAGCCGGCUAGAGGUAAGAUGUUAUAGAAAAACAUAAUACAGAAGUGAUUUGAGACUGGCAAUAACUGUGGUAUGAUGAUGAUGGCAAUCUUCCAGAUUUGAAGUUUUACAAGUGCUAAUAACGGAGUCAGAUGGGCAAGACUUCACAGAGGAAACAAUGUGACUAUGAGAACCCAUCAAAGCCUUGUUUAAGUACUUCAAUCCCCUUGAGGAUGUCUAGUUAUACAUUCAAGAGGCCAGUCACUAAAAUCACCUCCCAUCUGGGCAACGAGGUAAGAUACUAUCAGUGGGAGGAGACCUUGGAGAAGCCAGAACAAGCCUGCUGGCAGAAGAGACUUCAAGGACUCCAAGCCUACAGCAGUACAGGAGAACUUUUGAGCACUUCAGAUCUUGCCAAGGCUUUGAAAGAUCUUACACCAACCGACACAGUUGUCUCUGCUUCAGACACUCAAGCCACCAGCAUUGACACCAAACCUGUGCCUACCCUUGAGUCAUCUUCACAUUUGGCAAAGAUGAUUCCAGAAGCAGGCCCACAGAUCCUUUGCAAAGAAUUUCUGGUCACCGAACAGGAUAUUAUCAACCAGGAAAGGAAAGUGAAAAUAGCAAGGGAAAGACUGGCAGUGGCGUUGAUUGCACACAAGCUAGCAAGUGAGAUGGAGACAGUGAGGGGGUCAAGGAAGGCGAACUUAUAAACAUAAUGGGGGGCGGAGCUGGAGAGAAAUACUGCAGAUAAAAUGGGGUAUGGCUUUGUUUUAACACCUCUUUGCAGUAUCUUUUGCUGUUGUUUUGAGACCUUGAAACUUUCAACUUAACAAUACUUUAUUAAAAGUCUUCAAUGCAAAAAA
Messenger RNA from Mus caroli (Ryukyu mouse), 866 nucleotides. The record is from RefSeq and is a predicted model, not a curated record. NCBI's taxonomy places the organism in Eukaryota, Metazoa, Chordata, Mammalia, Rodentia, Muridae.